AUGGCGAACUCACGUCUCUACACACCAAAACCUAUCACGGAUAUCUUCACUGCAGACACCGAUAUCAACCGUCGCAACUGCCGCCGUACAGUACCUAUGAAAGUUCUCAUCCUCGGUCUGGGUAGAACCGGAACUGCAUCAAUGAGAGCAGCAAUGCGCGAAUUAGGCUACGUAGACACCUACCACAUGAUGUCAGCCAGUAUCGAGAAUCCUCCCGACUGUCUCCUCUGGCGCGAUGCCUUCGACGCCAAAUACCACAACGGCCCCGCCUUCACCCGCGCAGACUGGGAUCAGCUCCUCGGCCACUGCCAAGCUGUUUGCGAUUGGCCUGCCGUUGCUUUCGCGCCCGAACUCAUCGCCGCAUACCCAGAAGCUAAAAUCAUCCUCACAAACCGCGAUGUCGAUUCCUGGCACGCAUCUACCCUCAAGACUGUCAACUGGCGCGUCAAGGAUUGGGAGCUUGAGAAGUUGAAGGGCUGGAGUUGGGCCGCCAGCAUGUAUAAACCCAUGUUGCAGGAAUUCUUCGAUUGUUUCUUCAAAGGCGAUUUUGAGAACCAAGGGAAACAAAUCUAUACCGAACAUUAUGAGAAUGUCAGGAACAUUGUCAAGGCUAUGGGUCCAGCCGGCGAGGGAAGAUUAUUGGAAUACAAGAUCACGGAUGGAUGGGAAAAUUUGUGCGAGUUCUUGGGAGAGACAGUUCCUAAGGAUAGACCAUUCCCUAGGGUGAACGAUAACAAUGAUUUUAUUGAUCGUUCGAGGUGGAGAAACAGAUGUCAAUUGAUGAACGUCUUAUUCAGGUAUUUCUGUAUUGUGGUUGGUUGCGCUUUGGCAUAUGUUUGCUUGAUGCGGAUUUGGAACAUGUUGUAG
This is a messenger RNA of Botrytis fragariae, 867 nucleotides long. RefSeq names its product putative nad dependent epimerase dehydratase protein. The record is from RefSeq and is a predicted model, not a curated record. The transcript is spliced from 2 exons. The coding region runs from base 1 to 867 and encodes 288 amino acids. NCBI's taxonomy places the organism in Eukaryota, Fungi, Ascomycota, Leotiomycetes, Helotiales, Sclerotiniaceae.